This is a messenger RNA of Colossoma macropomum (tambaqui), 3477 nucleotides long. It is a transcript of the gene abcd2, whose product is annotated as ATP-binding cassette sub-family D member 2. The transcript is spliced from 10 exons. The coding region runs from base 378 to 2591 and encodes 737 amino acids. Gene Ontology annotation, cellular component: peroxisomal membrane. Lineage: Eukaryota; Metazoa; Chordata; Actinopteri; Characiformes; Serrasalmidae. The record is from RefSeq and is a predicted model, not a curated record. Gene Ontology annotation, biological process: peroxisome organization; fatty acid beta-oxidation; long-chain fatty acid import into peroxisome. Gene Ontology annotation, molecular function: ATP binding; ABC-type transporter activity; ATP hydrolysis activity.
AAGACUUUGUGAUCACUGCUUCUGCUCGACCUGAUGGACAGCACAAAAACAAGGCAGCGAACUGUAAAAAAUAAACAAACAAAACAACUGAAAAAAGCGUCCAAAGAGGUUCAUGUGCUCGUUUGAAUCAAGUUCAAAGCACUGCGCCUCGGGGCGCGGCCGCUGCUGAAGCAGCAACCUAUCGCCGUUCACGUGGGCGUGGCCAGCGCUACAGCAUCAGCAAAACGGACGGAUCUGAUGCUAGCAGUGCUGCCGGUGAACUGAUGUGCCGAAAAUGACUGCCUUGCAGAAUCUGUGAUCGAUCUGGUGGCCUUUUGCACGACCUGAUGGAUGCGGUGUAGCGGAAACCUGUCAGAAAACGACCGGAAAAUCACAAAAUGACCAACAUACUGCACGCGGCGUCCAAGGUGAGGUGGACUAAGAGCACUGCGGCGAAGCGGGCCGUGUUUCUGGUGGCCGCUGCGUACGGAGCCAAGAGCCUUUACCCGCUCAUCAUCAAGCACAUCGGCCGGAAGGCCGGGAGCCAUGCGGCCGGGAAGGCGGAGGCCAACGGGCUGUCAUCCGUACUCGAUCCCGCGAAUGUUCAGGCUACUCCCGGCGUGAACGCGCAGUUCGUCCGCCAGAUCCUCGCGCUGGUGAAGAUCGUGUUUCCCCGGCUGCUCACCAGGGAGCUCGCGCUGCUCUGCCUGCACUCCGCGGCUCUCGUCUCGCGCACGUUUCUCUCCAUCUACGUGGCCGGGCUGGACGGCCAGAUCGUGAAGAGCAUCGUGGAGAAGCGGCCUCGCAGCUUCGCCGUCAAGCUGAUGAAGUGGCUCCUCGUCGCCAUCCCGGCCACCUUCGUGAACAGCGCGAUCCGCUACCUGGAGGGCAAGCUGGCCCUGGCCUUCCGCACGCGCCUGGUCGAGCACGCGUACAGGACCUACUUCACAGAGCAGACCUACUACAAAGUCAGCAACAUGGAUGGCCGGCUGGCCAACCCGGACCAGUCUCUCACGGAGGACGUCAUGAUGUUCUCCCAGUCCGUGGCGCAUCUGUACUCCAACCUCACCAAACCCAUCCUGGACGUGAUACUCACUUCGUACACUCUCAUCCAGACCGCCAGGUCCCGGGGGGCCAACGCCACCGGCCCCACGCUGCUGGCCGGACUCGUAGUCUUUGUCACUGCCAAAGUGCUGCGAGCUUGCUCCCCUAAAUUUGGCAAACUCGUGGCCGAGGAGGCGCACAGGAAGGGCUACCUGCGUUACGCGCACUCGAGAAUAAUCACCAAUGCGGAGGAGAUCGCUUUCUACAGAGGCCAUCAGGUGGAGAUGAGGCAGCUGCAGAAGUGCUACAAGGCCUUGGCUGAGCAGAUGAACCUCAUCCUGUCCAAGCGCCUGUGGUACAUCAUGAUUGAGCAGUUCCUCAUGAAGUAUGUGUGGAGUGGAUGUGGCCUUGUGAUGGUUGCUGUGCCCAUCAUCACUGCUACUGGCUUUGCUGACAGUGAACUUGCUGAUGGGCAAACUCAGGUGUUAGUGAGUGAGAGGACAGAAGCCUUCACGACUGCGCGCAACCUUCUGGCCUCUGGAGCUGACGCCAUUGAGAGAAUCAUGUCGUCCUACAAAGAGGUCACAGAACUAGCCGGAUACACAGCUCGCGUCCACAACAUGUUCCUGGUGUUUGAUGAGGUGCAGAGGGGUGUGUACAAGCGUGCCACCGUUUCCACGACAGCAGUGGCUGGGGAGAAGAAGAGUGGGGGACGGCAUGAGCUGCACAUUGAUGGGCCUCUGGAGAUCAAAGGGAAAGUCAUUGAUGUAGAUAAAGGUAUAGUGUGUGAGAACGUGCCCAUCAUCACUCCAAAUGGGGAUGUGGUUGUUUCCAGCCUGAAUUUCAAGGUAGAGGAGGACAUGCACUUACUCAUCACAGGACCUAACGGCUGUGGGAAAAGCUCUCUGUUCCGCAUCCUCAGCGGCCUGUGGCCUGUUUACGGCGGCCUCCUGCACAAACCUGCUCCAGAGCACAUGUUCUACAUCCCACAGAGGCCUUACAUGUCUGUGGGGACGUUGCGGGACCAGGUCAUCUACCCUGACUCUUUGGAGGACAUGCAUCACAAAGGCUUCAGAGAUAAAGACCUGGAAGGCAUCCUGGACAUUGUCAACCUGAACCACAUUGUGGCUCGUGAAGGGGGCUGGGAGGCAGAGGUGGACUGGAAAGACGUGCUGUCUGGAGGAGAGAAGCAGCGGAUGGGAAUGGCUCGUAUGUUCUACCACAGGCCCAAGUACGCUCUGCUGGAUGAGUGCACAAGCGCUGUCAGUAUUGACGUGGAGGGUAAAAUAUUCCAGGCUGCAAAGGAUGCUGGGAUCUCCCUGCUGUCUAUUACCCAUAGGCCCUCUCUGUGGAAGUACCACACCCACCUGCUGCAGUUUGACGGCGAGGGGGGUUGGCGGUUUGAGCAGUUGGACACGGCCACUCGUCUCUCUCUGACCGAGGAGAAGCAGCGUCUGGAGUCUCAGCUCGCUGGAAUUCCCAAAAUGCAACUGCGCCUAAACGAGCUGUGCAAAAUCCUGGGGGAGGAUUCUGUGCUGAAAACAGAAGAACCAGACGAGGAGGAGUGAGAGACAGAGCGCCAGCGUUACCCUCAAACCUGACUACGCACAUCCUCCGGUACUAUCGCAGUGUUAAACAGUGAUUUUAAACUUUGUCACUUUCUAAAAAUGUCACUUUAUUGAGAUUUCCUUACAUGAGUCUUACAUGUAUUUUAUCUCAUCCCUUAGAGACAAUUUUGGUUCAGUUUUGUAAUAAUUCUGUAGCAGAUUGAAACAUUUUAGUGACUUUUAUGUUUUUACUGAUGUACAUGAUGUCAUUUAGUGACAAUGACAGCUGGUAGUGUAACUUUUGAAAAUAUGUCUACCUUCUAUGGUAAUCUUUUGUUAGGUGUUUUCAUUGAUUUCGUACUUGACACUACAGAUUGUGGGUCCUUACCUGUGGUAUUUUUACAGAAAUACUUGAACCUUAACCACUGAACACCACCCUUAUAUCUGAUAGUUUAAUCUUAGGUAAUAAUAGAUCAGCUACUUUGCCUCUAAUUGUUGAUAUCAUUGGUGAUCUACGUUUGGCACUGAGAAGUUCUAUUACUGGUCAUCUGUUUUUAUGUUAAUUUGUAUGCCAGCAGACUUUUUCUGGGUUCUACUUUUCCUAAAGCAUCAUACAGGUAAGAUUAUACUUAAUCUACCAGUCUAAUCCAAUCUAUGUAUUGUGAUGCUUUUUGGAAACCGUACCCAUCUACAGUUCAGCUCUACUGCUCUAGUGUAAUCUUCUCCCUGCCUCAUCCCUGGCACUAAUGCUCAGAACAAAAUGAAUAUGAUCUAUACAUACGGAUGCUGUGAAAUAUAGGCCCAAUCCCAUUUUUUUGUUUUUACCUCUACCCUUUGUUUUCGAGUGUCACCUUGCCCCUUGCAACUGAGUUACAAGGGGUAGUGGUUGAAAUCCUCCCCUACGAAA